This is a messenger RNA of Cuscuta epithymum, 794 nucleotides long. The record is from the annotation of a GenBank genome assembly. NCBI's taxonomy places the organism in Eukaryota, Viridiplantae, Streptophyta, Magnoliopsida, Solanales, Convolvulaceae.
AGAGUAUCUAUGGUCGUGCAUAAUAUACUAAAGAAAAUAAAUGUUAAAUUGAUGAUGUAAAUAGAAUGAUAUAUUAAGCAUUUUUCAUAGAAUCUAAGGAGUACUAAAUAAUUCUUGCAUAAAUACUUUCUGCAAAUACGGCGGUCUUUCCCUAGGGUUUCUAGGGCGGUUUUUCCGGUCAUAGUUGCCGGUGUUUCUUGUUGGAGAAGAAGAGGUAUUAUGUAGAAGACUCAAUAGUUGCUAAGGAGUAAGUGGUAGCAGCGUUUGAUUCCAUCAUCAUCGUUGCUAGUUGGGGUGUUGACAAGAGGUGGUGCUUGGCUUGAGGUUACGUUUCUUUUGUUUGGGCUUUGUGGCGACAAAGGAGAAUUCGCAGGGAAUCGCAGGGCACCGAGACAGAGGAUAUGGAGAGUUGCUUGGGCUUGGGCGCUGGUCCGUUGCGUGUGGUGCUGCAGAGAUGGAGGUGAUGUUCAACAAUGGCGACAACAUGAUUCUCAGGGGUGAUGAGGACAAUCUGAUUCUGGACAAUGAGGUCGCAAACGAGGAAGAGGUUACGAAAAGGAGUCUACGGGCAAAAGAAGACGAAGAGAUGUUAAUCCACCCCCUCCCGAAUCGCCGGAGGAAUUGUGAGACUAGGGUUUGGACGACUAUUCCUAUUUCUGUUUUACUUUGUUUGUGUUUUUACUUCGAACUACAUGUUGUUUUGUUUGUUAUGUUUGCUUUGUUCUGCCAGUCUCUUAUAGACCAUUACAGGAUCAACGAAUCAUAUUGCUCUAUUCAGGAUGAUUGAUUCUCAG